AUGAAAAAGAACAAUAAUGGUGCACCUUUAAUCCAAAUCCUCAACUUUGGCAUGAGAGGGGUUGGGAAAUUAGCUAUAGUAGAGCAGUUUGGGAAAGAUUUGUUCAAUGAGAGUAGGGGAACUGUUGACUGUAGUUUAUAUUCCCUACAAGAAAAAGAGUAUCGGAUACCUUCACUAGAAGAGGAUCAGGAGGUAGAAGAAAAGAAAUUUAAAGUUCAAUUAUGGUCUCUUAAUGAGCAAGAUACUAAAGAUGACUCCUUGCUGACCCAUUUUUUUAAGAUCACUGACUGUAUCUGCCUUGUAUAUGAUAUCACUGAUAGAGACUCUUUUGAUAGCAUAGAUUUAUAUGUGAACAAACUUGAGAAAUUUGAUUUCACAGGUCCCAUAAUCCUCAUUGGGAAUAAAUCUGACCUUGAUGACAACAGAGCUAUUUCACCAGAGGAAGGCAAAGAAUUAGCAGACAUCUAUGCCAUUGAAUUCUUUGAAACUAGUGCUAAAACAAAUGAAGGUAUUGAAGAAGCUAUCGAGUGAGUUGUUAGUCAGUAUUAUUCUAAGAAUUAUUAA
Moneuplotes crassus is the source of this 564-nucleotide messenger RNA. Lineage: Eukaryota; Ciliophora; Spirotrichea; Euplotida; Euplotidae. The record is from the annotation of a GenBank genome assembly.